This is a messenger RNA of Diorhabda carinulata, 1242 nucleotides long. RefSeq lists its product as uncharacterized. The coding region runs from base 248 to 1057 and encodes 269 amino acids. The record is from RefSeq and is a predicted model, not a curated record. The transcript has a single exon. NCBI's taxonomy places the organism in Eukaryota, Metazoa, Arthropoda, Insecta, Coleoptera, Chrysomelidae.
AACAUCUGAUUCCUGAUUAAUGAGUGAGUGUUUUCAAUGACAGUGUUAUAAAAAUUCGAGUUUGACUAAAAUCUAAACUGUAUGUUGAACUUUCUGUGAAUAAAUCGGAUUAAAUAGAUCAAAAUACAUCACAAAGGAUGGUGAAGUGGUUCCUCUAUGGUCAAUAACCUCAUAAAUCAAUAGAAAGUUAUGUAUUUCGAGGUAAACUAAUUCUAUCAUCUAUUUUUCGAAAAAAAUACCGUUUUCAAUGCCUAAACAGUUCCGCGAUGAGAAUUCCAACGAAAGUGGCCCAAGCGAUGGAGAAAAACCACUUAAAAAAGCUAGAUUCGUGUGGCAACUUAAAGGAAAACAUCACCUAAAAGAAUCCGUCGAAACCAAUACAGUUGAUAACGAAGAAAAAAAUCAAGACGAACAAUUAAGUGAAACUGAUGAACAAAAUAUCGAUUUAGUAGGAAAUGAAGCGACGAGUAGUAAUUCGCAUAAAUCAGGAUGUAACUGCUGUUGUUUACAAUCGUUAUUAGAAAAAACUUCGGAUGAUAUCAAUAAUGAAUUAGAUAAGAUUUCGAAUGAUAUCAAUUUUACAAUGGGAUGCCCGGAUUCUAAGAAUCAAGAAUAUUAUUUACACAAAUGGCAAGCUAGACAAAUAGCAAGAGGUUUUGUUGAUAAUACUGUUAAUAGUCUACUGGAAACUUGGUGUAAUUCGUCGGUACAAUCAGAUGAAGACGAUCACUACCCGAACGAUGGACAAGUAGAACAGGACGCCAUUUUAAUGGCGAUACAAUCUCAUGGUUUACAGUCUUCCAGUUUGCAUCUACGACCAACAACUUCCUCUUCUAAUCAUGAAAGAAACUUAAUCGAUGAAUUUACGAAUGAUAAUGCAGAAAAUGAACGUAAUAAGGAAGAGGAAGCCGAAGUUUAUACAGCGGAAGGUAAUAGUAGUUCAAACGCUUCUAUUCCCAUAAAUGAAGAGAGUUUAGGUAUGGAAGAAACUAUGGAUUUUUUAAAUGCAGCUGUAUCUGUGGCUAUUCAGAAGAAAGGUUUAUCCUAUGGAUAUUGAAUGUAUAAAUCGAUUUAAAACAAUAAUAAGUGAUGGUUAUGGUAUUAAAAAGUGAAAACAGUAUUUUAUUUUAUAUAAAAACAUAUCUUGUAAUUUUUAUUUAUUAAGUUCAUAGUUUAUUAUUAUUUUUAAGUACUGAUAUGUAAUUAGUAAUUUUUGAUUCAAUUAAUACAAAUGUAGUUUGA